UCUCCUUCCUGCUCAGAUAUCAUUCGCUGGAAGAGACGUAACGUGUGGGUGAGUACUGUAGCUCUCUCGAGAGUGAAACCAAGUCUCGCGAUGUGAUUUUUGCUUAGCGACUGACAACAGGCUGGUUACUCCAGGUGGGAUUCCCUAAAGCGGUCUUGGUCUGAAAUUGGAGUGAGACCCCAGUCCUAGGCUGGGGUUCUUUCCAUAUAGAGGAGACGGAUUCAGAGGGGCUACAGACCAAGAUUGUUGAAAACCAGCCAUAUGAUGAGCGUCUAGAUAUUAACGACUCUGAAGAGGUUGCAAGUAUUUUUACUCCAACCUCAAGGCCCCAAGGACCUUCUCAUUCUGUCCAUCUUCCUAACAAGACGAUGGCUGAUAACAGCAGUGAUGAGUAUGAAGACGAAAUUAGCAAGGAGAAGAAGAAGACCUCACAGUUGACACCUCAGCGGGGCUUUAGUGAAAAUGACGAUGACGACGACGAUGAUGACUCAUCUGAAACUGAUUCUGAUGAAGAUGAUGAUGAGGAGGAACAUGGAGCCCCUCUGGAAGGAGCCUACGAUCCUGCAGAUUAUGAGCAUUUACCAGUUUCUGCUGAGAUUAAGGAACUCUUCCAGUAUAUCAGUAGGUACACACCUCAGUUGAUUGACCUGGACCACAAACUGAAACCUUUCAUUCCUGAUUUUAUCCCAGCUGUUGGGGAUAUCGAUGCAUUUUUAAAGGUCCCACGUCCUGAUGGAAAACCUGACAACCUUGGUCUGUUGGUAUUGGAUGAGCCCUCUACAAAGCAGUCAGACCCUACGGUACUCUCUCUCUGGUUAACAGAGAAUUCCAAGCAGCACAACGUCACGCAACAUAUGAAAGUAAAGAGCUUGGAAGAUGCAGAAAAAAACCCCAAAGCCAUUGACACAUGGAUUGAGAGUAUCUCUGAGUUACACCGUUCUAAGCCCCCCGCGUCUGUGCACUAUACCAGGCCUAUGCCUGAUAUUGACACACUGAUGCAGGAAUGGUCUCCAGAGUUUGAAGAACUUUUGAGUAAGGUGAGUCUGCCCACCGCAGAGAUUGACUGCAGCUUGGCGGAAUACAUUGACAUGGUUUGUGCCAUCCUAGACAUCCCUAUUUACAAGAGUCGGAUUCAGUCCCUCCACUUGCUCUUUUCCCUCUACUCUGAAUUCAAGAAUUCACAGCAUUUUAAAGCCCUAGCUGAAGGCAAGAAAGCAUUCACUCCUCCAUCCAACUCUACCUCCCAAGCUGGAGAUGCAGAGACAUUAACCUUCAGCUGA
Molecule: messenger RNA, 1280 nt
Organism: Chrysochloris asiatica (Cape golden mole)
Lineage: Eukaryota; Metazoa; Chordata; Mammalia; Afrosoricida; Chrysochloridae
Gene: IFT46
Product: intraflagellar transport 46 homolog (Chlamydomonas)
Exons: 12
Coding region: 369-1280 (303 amino acids)
Biological process (GO): intraciliary transport; cilium assembly
Cellular component (GO): intraciliary transport particle B; centrosome; motile cilium
Source: RefSeq, a predicted model, not a curated record